AUGAUUAAUCGUGUAAAUUUCAUACUGACGGGCUUAUUGCUCAUUUUCACUCAUACAAAAGUCUACGGCGAUCUUCAACAAGGACUCGUAUCGGCAUACAAUACCGGAUGUCCAAAUGAUUUCACAAAAACGUGUAAUGUACAGUGUCCAAAUGGCAAUUAUUUACUUGACGACAAAGGUUGUCCAAUGUGUGCUUGUAUGCCGAGCGAACAAAAGCGAGUUGAGUCCUGUCCGCAAAUCAAAUGUCGUGCCAACUGCGGCACCGAUGGAUAUCAAAUGGAUGAAAACGGUUGUCAAACAUGUAAAUGCGUUAAAAAAGCCAAUGUACAAUGCUCACGUGUCAUGUGCCGAAUGUUCUGCCAAUAUGGUUUUAAACGUGAUGAAAAUGGAUGUGAAUAUUGUGCAUGUAAUAUACAACCUCAGCAAUGUCCUGCACUGAGCUGCCAACGUUCGUGCAGCAAAGGUUAUCGAAAAGAUUACAGCGGUUGUCCAACAUGUGACUGUGAUUGUCCACCAUUGAUUUGCCCGAGUACCAAUCAAUCUUGUUCAAACUACAAAAAAGAUGCCGAUGGGUGUACCACCUGUGUAUGUGAUGAUCAACAGGAUAAGAAUGUCGACAGAUGUCCAGUAUUAGACUGCAGUUUGGAUUGCCAACAUGGUUUACAACGAGAUGAAAACGGUUGUCGAUUAUGUUCAUGCAAUCGUUGUCCAUUACAAAUGUGCCGUAUGUUCUGUAUGUAUGGUUUUCGACGAAACGAAGAAGGUUGUGAAGUGUGUGAAUGUGACUGGACACCUGUUGCUGAGAAGAUUCAAUGCAGUGAGAGAUUUCCAUGUCAAGGAGCGCGUGUUUGUAAUUUGAAUUUGAAACUGUGUGAAGCAGUGAACCCGGACAGUAUUAACUGGUUCGUUUUUGAUUUUGAUGUCAAAUCCGAUCUAUUCCAAGAUCCACGAUUCGUGCAAGCGUUCAAGAAUGGUUUCAUCAACAAUGUUGCACAAAAAUAUGGUUUAGAACCCACGCAAAUAACUGUUUCAUCAGUUGAACAGAAUGGCUUAACUGCCUUUCAAAUUCUACCAUUCUUCGCCGAGAACAUGAUCGAAUUUCAGAAGAAAAUGGAUCAAAUCGAUAUUGACUUGAAUUCAUAUGAAUUCCGUUCAGUAUUACCAGCGGUUACGAAUACCAUCGAACCAGAUCAACAAAUAUACCCGCUACCUACACCACUUAACCGUUUCGCUGACAAAUUCAAGAACUUUACCUCUAAGAGCAUCAAAUUCACCAUCGGUACCCUUGUACUUCUACUUAUCGGAACUGUACUCAUCGGAAUAAUGUAUAUCCAUACUUGCCGUCGACGUAUGAAACAUCGAUCAGGAUCAAAAGUACCAAUUUGUGAUCCAAGCUAUCAACCAGCACCAACCGAAGAUGAUCAUUAUCACGCUGUACAUGCACCAGAUGAUUUUAAGAUAACGAUCGAUUUGAUUACCGAUAAUAAAGUUUUACGAGCUGGAAUUGACAAACGCCCUGGUCGUUUUACAACAGUUUCACGAGGAUUUAAAGAACUGCCUUCUUUGCUUAGUAUGUCGUUCGUAUCUUCUACUAACGUCGAGACAUCAUCACGAAUUCCAUCUGCUAACAAGAAGGAAAAUGAUGAACAAGCAACAGCAAAACCAUCAUCUCGACCAUCUUCGGCUGCACAGAAAACGGCAGCAGCUAUCGAUUCUGGUAUUUCAGCGAAUGUGCCUGCGCCCGCUCCUGGACAACAAGAACUCGAUUUAUCAACAAUAACUUCACCAGCGGAUGCACCACAGCACGAUGUAAUCCAAGAGACUGUUGACCAAGAACCUUCUGCACCACCAACUGAUCCUAGUUUGAAUUCAAUAGCCAGUACUGCGAAAAGUUCACGACCACCAUCGGCCAGACAGCCAGCAGAUGCUGUAAUUCUAGAUGAGUCGACAACUUCAGCUCAAACAGGAUCAAGACCACCAUCAGCUAGUGUAAAAACCGAUCAACUACGCGUACACGGAUAUACUUUGAACACAACGAGCUCGAGACCAUCAUCAGCUAGUCAAACGACAGACAUAACGACCUUAAGUGAAACGUUGAAUAGUGCGUUAACAACAAAUUCUCGACCUUCAUCAGCUAAACAGGCAAUAACGACUGAUCUGAGCUCUGCUCCCCAGACUAGCUUUAGACCUUCAUCAGCGAGACAAGUAGAGACGAAUGAUUCAGUCUCCGUUCCACAAACUAGUUCAAGGCCUUCGUCAGCAAAGCAAACGACAGUCAAUGAUCUGAACUCUUCUCCACAAGCCAUUUCGCGACCUUCAUCAGCAAAACAGGCGACAACGAAUGACCUGGACACUGUUCCGCAAGCUGGUUCAAGACCUCCGUCAGCUAGACAAUCUACAGCAAUCGAUCCAAAUUCUGCUUCACAGGUUGGAUCCAGACCCUCAUCAGCGAAACAGACACCAUCAAGUGACUCGAAUUCUGCUCUUGAGGGUACUUCAAGACCUUCAUCAACAAGACAAUCUACAGCGAACGAUCCAAACUCUGCUUCGCAGGCUGGAUCCAGACCUUCAUCAGCAAAACAGGCGACAACGAAUGACCUGAACUCUGUUCCGCAAACUAGUUCAAGACCUCCGUCAGCUAGACAAACUACAACAAUCGACCCAAACUCUGCUUCACAGGUUACAUCCAGACCCUCAUCAGCGAAACAGACACCACCAAGUGACUCGAAUUCUGCUCUUGAGGGUACUUCAAGACCUUCAUCAGCAAAACAGGCGACAACGAAUGACCUGAACUCUGUUCCGCAAACUAGUUCAAGACCUCCGUCAGCUAGACAAACUACAACAAUCGACCCAAACUCUGCUUCACAGGUUACAUCCAGACCCUCAUCAGCGAAACAGACACAACCAAGUGACUCGAAUUCUACUUCACAGAUUGGAUCCAGACCUUCAUCAGCAAAACAGGCGACAACGAAUGACCUCAACACUGUUCCGCAAGCUGGUUCAAGACCUCCGUCAGCCAGACAAUCUACAGCAAUCGAUCCAAAUUCUGGUUCACAGGUUGGAUCCAGACCUUCUUCGGCUAUCAAGAAUUCAAGACCGUCGUCAUCAACGCAACGAACGACUGAUACGAAUUCCUACGGCAUCAGUUCAGAAGUACAUACUAAUUCAGUUCUCUUCAAUGGCAGUGAAUCUGAUGUCACACAACCAAUUAUUGGACGUCCACCUUCAGCAGUGAAAACCCUCGCUACCGACAAAUCCAAUGUUGGAGCUACUAUUAUAGACUCCAUUUCUCCUCGUUUAUGUGAUGACAAUUCAUCAUAUGAAACAAAUCAUACAAUUCAACGCAUUGGCUCAGCUAGCAGAGUUUCGCAUAAUGAAGCGUAA
Adineta ricciae is the source of this 3384-nucleotide messenger RNA. The record is from the annotation of a GenBank genome assembly. Lineage: Eukaryota; Metazoa; Rotifera; Eurotatoria; Adinetida; Adinetidae.